AUGAGUUUUUGAAGACAGUUUGAAAUGCAGCUUUCUUUAAAUAUGAAGCUUCUUGAAAACAUUCCAGUGCUGCAGAUCUUCCUGCUGUUGCAUCUCAGCCUGAUCAGUGGCGUACAGAGAGCUCCUAAAAUCACCACCUUACUUGAGACAGUUGAUGCCUUACUGGAUCAUAAUGCUACUUUUAUAUGUGAGGUCGACUCACACCCUUUAGCAGAUAUAACAUGGAUGCGUAAUAAUUACCCUAUACGGCACUAUGACUCUCGAUACAUUAUCAGAGAAAAUGGCCAAAUGUUGAUCAUUCCCAAUGUGAAGGACACAGACAGCGGAGAAUAUUGUUGCACCGCCAAUAAUGGGAUUGGAGAACCAGCAAAAAGCUGCGGGGCUUUGCAGCUAAAGAUGAAGCCCCAGAUUAAGAGACAUCCAACAAAUGUUACAUUACUAUUGGAGUCCAAGGCAGUGUUGCCAUGUGUAUCGUUAGGAUAUCCAAAGCCAGAAAUUUCCUGGCUUAAAGGUGAUGAGUUGAUAAAGGUUGAUAGCCGAAUAUCAAUUUUGGAAUUCGGUGCUUUAAAAAUUCACAAUAUCAGGAAAGAGGACGCAGGACAAUACCGAUGUGUGGCAAGGAACAGUUUUGGGAUUGCCUAUUCAAAACCAGUCACCAUUGAAGUACAAGCUCCUGCUAAAAUACUUAAAGUUCCCAAAGAGAGGAAAGUGCAGAUUGGAACUGAAGUGGCCUUGGAGUGCAAUGCCACUGGAAACCCUGUUCCUUCUAUCACUUGGCUGGAAAAUGGAAAUACAAUCACGGGGGCAUCAGUAGAGGAGACGCUGGUUGGGGAGGUGAUUGUCUCCAUCCUUCAUGUGGUGGUAAAUAAACCGGCUCUUUACACAUGCCAGGCUACCAAUCAACACAGCGGAGGAGCCAAUACUGUCAAAGCUACAGCCAAGAUCACUGUCUCAGAAUGGAGGCUGUACAAAGGUAGUGCUGGUUAUUGCAGUAUGUACCGGGGUGAAGUGUGCCGUGGGCUGUUGCGACAUUCAGCACUUGUCUUCUUUAACUCUUCUCUGCCGGAGCCGGAGCAGGCGCAGGAGUUCCUGGCGCAUGGAGGCUGGGCCGAGCUGGAGGGAACAAGCCCGCUGUGCCAGCCUGCAGCUCGCUCACUACUCUGCCAUGCUGCCUUCCAAGACUGCAGCCCAUCAGGCCUCGGUCCUGCACCCAAACCUGUCUGCAGGGAGCACUGUCUGGCUGUGAAGGAGCUCUACUGUUAUAAGGAAUGGCACUCGAUGGAGGAGAGGAAUCACAGAGGAAUCAUUUCUCCAAGCCUGAGCCUCACUUUGCCAGACUGCGAAACUCUGCCCAGCCAGCAGGCAGAUCCAGCGUCAUGCACCGCCGUAGCAUUUGUAGAGAUGAAGAAAGACCAAAUCACAACUACGUGCUACAAUGAUAGAGGAAGGUUUUAUCAAGGCAAUCACAAUGUCACAGCAUCUGGUAUUCCUUGCCAGCGAUGGGACCAGCAGGAUCCUCAUCCUCACAGGCUGUCUGUGGACGUCAUCCCAGAGCUGAAGAAUGCUGAGAACUACUGUCGCAAUCCUGGGGGGGAGAGUGAUCGGCCAUGGUGCUACUCCACCAACCCUAGCAUACGCUGGGAGUAUUGCCUGGUGCCCAAAUGUGUAGAAGUAGUUACCAGUGUGAGAGUGCUGCCUGCUCCAAAACUGGCCCCUUCAAACCCCAUUCCUGCUGUGUCCACCGGCUACUACAUGAGUGUUAUCAUAUUCAUCAUGGCUGGAUUUGCAGGUGUAGCCUUCUUCACUAUCAUUCUGCUCAUGUGUCUCAAGAGAAGAAAAAGGUGGAAACGUCGCAAAAGGGCCAUGGAGGCGCCGACUCUCACCGCUCUUCCCUCUGAGCUGCUGUUAGACAGACUGCAUCCGAACCCCAUGUACCAGCGCCUUCCUCUACUGCUCAACUCCAAGCUUCUGACGCUCGAGUACCCACGUAACAACAUCGAAUAUGUGCGCGACAUCGGAGAAGGAGCCUUCGGACGAGUGUUUCAGGCAAGGGCUCCUGGGCUUUUACCACAUGAAAGUUUCACCAUGGUGGCUGUAAAGAUGCUAAAGGAAGAGGCUUCAGUUGACAUGCAGAACGACUUCCAGAGAGAGGCAGCUCUCAUGGCAGAGUUUGAUCACCCCAACAUUGUCCGGCUACUGGGUGUGUGUGCUGUAGGGAAGCCCAUGUGUCUGAUGUUUGAGUACAUGGCACAUGGAGAUCUAAAUGAGUACCUGCGGCGACGUUCUCCGGUCCAGCAGCGCACUCUGAGCCAGGGAAGUCUGACGUGGCCGAGUUCCCAGUCCUCUGAGUCUGAUCUGUGUCCACUCAGCUGCCUGGAUCAGCUUUCGGUAUCCAAGCAGGUGGCGGCAGGCAUGGCGUACCUGUCUGAGCGCAAAUUUGUGCACCGGGACUUAGCCACACGGAACUGCCUCGUAGGCGAGAACCUGGUGGUAAAGAUUGCAGACUUUGGCCUGUCACGGAACAUCUAUGCAGCCGACUACUACAAGGCAAGUGAGAAUGACGCCAUUCCUAUCCGCUGGAUGCCACCUGAGUCUAUCUUCUAUAACCGCUACACCACUGAGUCAGAUGUCUGGGCCUAUGGAGUGGUGCUCUGGGAGAUCUUUUCGCAUGGUAUGCAGCCCUACUAUGGCAUGGCACAUGAGGAGGUGAUAUACUUUGUCAGGGAUGGCCACGUGCUGCAGUGCCCAGAACAGUGCCCACUGGAGCUCUAUAACCUGAUGCGUUUGUGCUGGAGCACCCACCCGAGUGACCGACCCAGCUUUGCUAGCAUUCACCGCAUCCUGGAGAGGAUGCAUAACCAGAUGCUUCACUCUAGCAUGAACUGAGGCAAUCUGCGGAUCUACAGCAAAGAAAGCUCCCAAAACAAUCAUAAUCAUUGAGGAACAAGGUAUCCUCGGACUUUAACCCAUCUGAGGUUGACUGUUUUGUGUUUUGUGUAAACUCUGUGCAACAGACAAGUGAAUUCAGCCAUGUGCGUAAACAGACCAGAUGGGAUAAAUCAGAAGUUGUACACUAAGGAGACAGUAGGGUCCAACUGAAUGAGUCCACUACCAAUAACUGUUAUGAAAAAUGAAUACAUUUUUAUCAAAUAUUUCUCAGUUAGCUGUAAUUCUACAUGGUGUUGUUAGGUAGACAGUAGGUAGUGUUUCCACCUCACAGGUCCAAGAUCCCCUAAAUGAUCCUGAGAUGUGUAGAGUUUCACAUCUCUCUGUAUUCUCCGGUUUCCUCUCACCAUAAAAGAACUAGUAGGUGGAUUGGCCAUGCUAAAUUAUCCCAAGGUAUGAAUGCUUGUGUGAAUGUGUGUGUUCAUGAUGCCAUGCAGUGGACUGGCAUUCUGUUCAUGGUGUAUAUUCCUGCCUCAUGCCCAGUGUUCCUCGGGAUAGGCUUCAGAUCCACCACGACCAGGAUAAAGCUGUUAUUGAAUAUGAAUGAAUCAAUGAAUGGAUGAAAGAACAACCUCUGUCUAAUUCUGUCUAAGAAAUAGAAUGGGGCAAAUCGUAAAUAUUGACUGGAAGAUAACCCAUCAUAAUAUUAUCAUGAGAGCACGUUAAAAAAAAAACAUACACAAACUACUACAGCAAAAAUUAGAACAGACAAAUUAUACUAAUUUGAUUAGAUGUUUGGUUUUGAGUUGAAUGUGGUUAAAUCAAUGUAAAGGGUAAGAUUAAUUUAAAAUCUUUCCUCUCUUUGUGAAAUGGCUUUCAGGGCAGAGUAGAUUAAUUGUGGCUUUUAAUGGUUUUUCCAGAGUAGAUGAAUUGUGGGGGUAGCCUUAACCCCACCUGCUCCAGUGGUGCCAUAUCAUGGCUGACCCUCUGCUCUGACCCUAAGAAGCUGGGAUGUGCGAAGAGAAGAAUUUCACUAUACUGUAAUGUAUAAUUUAAGGCUUUUUUCUAAUGACAGUUGGUCAUUGGUCAAAUCUUGCAAGCCGAGCUGACUAGCCUUUUUCCUAAGUUUAAAUUAAGUGCUUAAAUGUAGCUAUAACCUCUGUACAAAGUUCGUUUGACCUCUCCAUCCAUCAUACAUGUUAAUUGUAUACUGUUCUUCAUAUUAUUUGAAAGAAAUGUAUGAUAUUACAAAAAAGAAGCAUUUUUGCUUCAACAAGAUUGAAAUCUUUAUCUUUUGCUGUAUGAAAAACCUUAUCUUCAAGUUUUAAGUUCUGUGCAAAAGUCUUAGGCACAUGCAAAGAAAUGUUGUAAAGCAAAGAUGCCUUCAAAAAUAAUGAAAUUAAAUGUUUCUACAUAAGAAAAACCAGAGUCAAUAUUUGCUAUGACAAUCCUUUGCUUUAAAAAAGUAGUCUCAGGUACAUUUGGGCAGUUUUAUAAGGAAAUUGGCUGGUAAGUUUCACUGAGCAUCUUGGAGCCCAGUUCUUUUGCAUGCAAAACCCAGCGGCCUUCAUUAUGUCUUUUGUCUGGAAAGUGGUCUGUUAGGUAAUAUGUUGCUUUCUUUACUGACAUACAAACAUUUUUCUGUAACAUUUAAUUUCAAGUUUCGAGUUUAUUUGUCAUGUGCACAAAAUGGCAGUGACAACUGUGCAUUGAAAUGAUUGUUGUGAAGCUCAGGUACUCUACACCUAUAUAUAUAUAUACACAUCAGAAGUCAAAGAGGGGAGCAGAGAGGAAAGAUGGGGGAAAGAGAUUAUUAACAAAUACAAAAUAUGUACAAAAUCUACAGAAUAUAUUAGUAUGUAUGGUAUGGAUGCCUAGUUAGUAUGUAAGUAAAGUGCAGACCCUAACUGUGAACACUGAAAUAUGUGGAAUAUGUGGAAAAAGAGUGCAAAAGGUAGUAAAAUAAAUAGUAGCUGUGUGCAGCUGUAGUGUCUGAGCAGUUCUCUUCUCUAUAGACACAGGAGAGUAUAAAAAGCAGAUGAAACAGCAGUACAAAGUAGCAUUUAAAAAUAUUUUUUUUAAAUUACAGUUAAAUUAGAUGUAAUAGUAUGUGUAGUGUGGUAGUAAAUGUGAUCAGUAUAUAACAAUGUAUUGCACAGAGACAGGACGUAGUUCUUAGUGGCAGUAAAGUGGUAAUAGUGUUCUUAGAAAUAUUGCAACAUGCCCAAAAGUGACAGAACCAUGUGAAGAGAUUUUCCGUGAGUGUAUUUGGGCUGUCAGGGAGGUGACCAGUGUGUGGGAGGUAGUGGAGGUAGUGGAAGCAUAACUGAAAGAGUGGAAGAAGGAGUAAUGACUGGAUUACAGUUUAUUCAGGAUCCUGAUGGCCUGCAGGUAGAAACUGUUCUUCAGCCUGCUGAUUCUGGAUUGAGUGCUGCGGUACCUUUUGCCUGAUGGCAGUCUGGCAAACAGUCUGUGUGCUAGGUGACUGCAGUCUGUGGUGAUUUCGUGAGCCUUCCUCAGACAUCAUAUAUGGAAGAUGUCCUGUAAGGCCAAGAGUUUGUUGCCAAUAAUGAGUUCAGCUGCUCUCAUGACUCUCUGGAAGGCCUUGCGGUCACAGAGGGAGCAGCUGCCAUACCAGACAGUCAUGCACCCAGUCAGGAUGCUCUCUAUAGUGCAUUUGUAGAUGUUGGUCAGGAUUUUAGGGGAGGAGCCUCUGCAGGAAGUAGAGUCACUGACAAGCAGAUUUCACCAGUGUCUUAGUGUAAAAUUAUGUCUUAUUGUUAAUUUCUUUGAAAAAUUAUUUUUUGGAAAUAUAAAUGUUUUUGUACUGACUUAAUAAUGCACAGGUCGUGAAAUAAACAUCUAUAAAUUUUUUUUACUAAAAAUAAGGUUCCUUAGACUUUUGCACAGUACCGUAUAUGUAUUAACCUGUCAAUUUUUAAAAACUGUUUCUGUUAAAUAAUGACUUAAAACAGUCCACUUGGUAGUGGACUCAGAUUUUUGGACUCCAUUGUAGGUCACUGUGAUACCAUUGGAAUUUGCACAGGAAGUGGUGCAAUACCAGCGUCUGGACACUGUACUUGUCAACUAGUCAAGCAACUAGUCAUAGCUCAAACAUGUGUCUGAGAAGUGAGUGAUAUUUUCAGUGAACUUUGGCCUUGUAAAAUGAACUCUAAUCAAACCUUUUACACUUUUGAUAUUGUUCUUGUUGUUUGUGUGCAUUCUGACAUUACUGAGUGACUACAUACAGUAUUUAUUGAUUCUAUGUAUAAAGGUAUGAAAGGUUAAGUGGAGCACACAGAAUGUUUGAUGAUGUUGCAAUAUUGCUUGAAUAGAGUAGUGUAUUCCAAAAUGGCACAUUAUCACUUUACUAAUGUUUGUGUUUGAUCCAUUUUUUCCAACUAACAGACUACAUACACUGAUUUGCCAGUUUUGUUAGGUACCCCAAUCCAGUAACCUGUUGCACCGCCUUUGGUUUUACAGAACAGCUUGAAUUCACUUGAAUACUGGAUGCUUUGUGUAGAAAGUUAUACCAUAUGGAAAGGAUAGCAUUCAAUGCAGAUUGGGUGGCUGUCUAGUCAGACAGCUGUACAGGCUUUCCAUUUCAGCCCAGAGACUCUUGACUGUGCAGGCAAUUAACACAGUAAAAACUGUCAUGUUCCUGGAACCGUUCAAUGACAAUAUGCGCCUUAUGUCAUGGCGCACUAUCAUGCUGGAAGUGUCCAACCAAGUGUUCAAUGAACUAGAUCAGCAUUGAUGUUUAGUUACACCAUGCAUUUCAGACGUUGUUCAAUGAGUAUCAGGGGCCCAUAUACUGUAUGUACCAGGAAAACAUUCCCCACACCAUCAUGCUGCCACCACUUGCCUGUUCUGUUAUUACCACGUCAGAUGGCUCCAGUGACUUAUCACUCCAUCAGGAGUGAUCUUCAUCCAAAUGAAACUUGGAUUCAUCCAACCAGGCAACAUUUUUCCCACUCCUCAACAGUCCAGUUCUGAUGCUUCUGUUCUCAUUGUAGACAUACGCCCUUGUUCUGCCCUGACAACACUGACACCCAACAUGGUUUUUGGCUAUUGUUGUCCAUUUGAGACCAGAGAGUCUAGUAAGUCAUGGCUUCUAAGAAGGCAUUCUGUACAGCAGUGUUGAAUUUGGAUGGGAUUUGCCUGAUUAUCUUGUACAUUGCCAACAUUCUCUUCUGACUACUCUGAUCCGAAAGAGGUUUUUGUCUACAGUUUAUUCUUUUCUCACCCUGCUGUGCAUGAAAAGCCCAGGCUGAUUGUGGUAUGGUAGAACCAUGAUGCUGAGAGCCAACUAUUGUGCCGAUCACAUUAUUUAUACCAUGCACUGCAGUCACAUGACGUAUGACUUGGAAUGUACAAAUUGUAUGAAGGGGUAACGUAGAUCACCUAGCAACAUUGUUACAAAUAGUAUUAUUCUACUUUGAAUAAUAUGUUAAUCUAUUUACAUGUCAAAGCUGUAUAACCCCAACGUUUUGGUAUAAAAGAAAAUCUGAAUUAAAAUCAAUGAAAUGCAACUUAUGUGCGUAAUACAUAUUUGUAUUAUUAAAUAUUUAUAUGGUUUAGAUUCACCAGGCUCAUUUAUCACACAUCAUGUUCAGUAACAUUUUAUUUAACAGCUAGUUAAUAAGUACAUCACCAUAAAAACAAUGUAUGUGUAAUAAAACCAUAUAACCUAUACUCUCAUAAAAAUAUUUCUAAAGAUUAAGAUUCUAAAAUGACUAAAAUGUACCUUUCCUUGACACUAGGGUGGUACCCUCAAAGGUACCUUUUGUACUAUUUACCUUCAAUAUGUAUCUUUCACUUGGAAAUGUGGAUAUACAAUGGAUAUAAAAAGUCUACACUCCCCUGUUAUAAUGGCAGGUUUUUGUGAUGUAAAUAAAGUUAAACCAAGAUAAAUCAUGUCAGAACUUUUUCCACCCUCAAUGUGAAAUUACAAUGUAGAAAAGUUAAGUGAAAAACAAUCAGAAACAUUUUAGGGACAAUUAGAAAACAUAGAAAGUUACAGUAACCUGGCUGCAUAAUUGUGCACACCCUUUUAUAAUUGGGGAUGUGGCUGUGUUCAGAAUGAACCAAUCACAUUCAAUCUCAUGUUCAAAAGUAAUUAUCAUACAGCUGUCAUCAAGGAAAUCAUUCAGAUUAAACCCCAAAUAAAGGUCAGCUGUUUCUGUAGGAUUUUCUUGACAUCUUCUUGGUUUCAUCUGAAUGCUGAAGUUAUGGUCCAUAAAGAGCUUACAAAGCAUGCAUGGUAUCUCACUUGUUGAAAGAUAUCGAUCAGUAGAGGGGUAUAAAAGAAUUUCCAAAACAUUAGAUGUACUAUAAAGGAACACCAUAAAGGCCAUCAUCAACAAAUAGAGAAAAUGGAGCACCACAGUGACAUCAUCAAGAACACUAAGACAUCUCUCCAAAAUUUACAAAAGGACAAGACAAAACUUAGCAGGGAGGCUGCCAAGAGACCUAGAGCAAUAUUAAAGGAGCUGCAGGAAUAUCUGCCAAGUACUGAUUACUCUCUGCAUGUGACAACAUCCUUUUGUAUUCUUUACAUGUCUUGGCUAAUUGGUAGGGUGGCUAGACGGAAGCCCUUUCUCACAAAAAACAUCCAAGCUCAACGAAAUCACCCCAAACCACGUGGCAAAAUGUGUUAUGGUCUGAAGAGACCAAUUCCAAAAGUUAUAAUAGUUCCACAAUUCCAAAAGGUAUGUUUGGUGCAAAAAAAAAAAAAAAGCACAUCACCAAAAGAACAUUAUACCCAUGGUGCAGCAUGGUGGUGGUAGCAUCAUGCUUUAGGGCUACUUCUCUUUAGUCAGGACUGGAGGUGGAGGGAAUCAUAAAUAUCUACUAAUACCAGAAGAUUUUAGUGCAAAACCUUCAGGUGUCUACUAGUAAGCCGAAGAUGAAAAUGAUUUUCACCUUUCAGCAUGCCAGUGACCCAAAGCAUCCAUCAAUAAAGCAAUCAAUAAAGGAACGGCUUAAGCAAAAGAAGAUCAAUGUUUUUGAAUGACUGUGGGGUGACCUGAAGCAGGCUGUGCACCAGAUGCCCUUAUAACUUGAUGGAUCUAGAAUGUUUUUGCAAGAAAGAGUGAGAAA
Messenger RNA from Pangasianodon hypophthalmus (striped catfish), 8988 nucleotides. It is a transcript of the gene musk, whose product is annotated as muscle, skeletal, receptor tyrosine kinase. Gene Ontology annotation, molecular function: transmembrane receptor protein tyrosine kinase activity; ATP binding; protein binding. NCBI's taxonomy places the organism in Eukaryota, Metazoa, Chordata, Actinopteri, Siluriformes, Pangasiidae. Gene Ontology annotation, biological process: multicellular organism development; positive regulation of kinase activity; cell surface receptor protein tyrosine kinase signaling pathway. The transcript has 17 exons. Gene Ontology annotation, cellular component: signaling receptor complex. The record is from RefSeq and is a predicted model, not a curated record.